AUGGUUACAGGUGGCACCAAUAGUAAUAGAGUAGUAGUGAUGGUGGCGUUCGAUUUCCCGUUUUCUAGUGAUCAGCUGUUUUUGACAGUUCUGGGUAUGGGCAGUGACUGCGGGGCGGUGACGAGUGCAUUUAAGUUCGACGAGUUUGUAGAAAGUCCUUCAUUGGAGGCUAUUGAGGAUUGUGAAGUAAAGAAAGCCGACUGGGUUCAGUUAGCUCGGCAUUUUAACGUAACAAUUCGAGCAGCAUGGCGUAAGAAUGAAAUUAAGAAGGCGGUUAUUGCUCAUUUAGUAUCAUCUGGCUUGCUUGAAGAUGACGCAUUGAUGUUAUGUGAUUCUGAUGAUAAGAGUUUACGGGUAAUGGAAAUUGAGCUGGAAAGGGAGAAGAUGAAAGACAGAGAAAGAGAGCGAAAUUUUCAGUUGCAAUUAAUGGAAAGAAAGAGGGAGCUACAGUUGCAGGAGCUUGAUUUUGAUCCCUCCAGGGUUAUUAGGUUUGUCCCAAAUUUUGAUGAAUCUGACCCAGAGGAAUUUUUCGGGCAGUUUGAGCACGUGGCAAGCACUUUGAAAUGGCCACGUGACUACUGGCCCAUACUCGUUCAGUCGAGUCUGAAAGGAAAGGGGCGCUCUGUCUAUCUCUCUCUGGCUGGAUCACAUCAGUCCGACUAUGACACCAUGAAGGAUGCAAUUCUUAAAGCGUAUCAGCUAAGUGCUGAGUAUUAUAGAAACCGUUUUCGAAAUUGUAUUAAAGAACAGAACCAGUCAUUUGUAGAGUAUAUGCAUAAAAUUUCUAAACUGCAAACUCGUUGGUUAUCUGCAAGUAACGUCAAUGAUUAUAAUAAAUUAAAGGAACUUGUGUUGUUGGAACAAUUCAUAAGGGGAGUGUCGCCAGAAAUUCGCAUGUACCUGCUGGAGCGCGAAGUCAGUACAGUUGAGAGAGCAGCUUUGUUAGCUGAGAAUUUUAACUUGAUUUCUAAAAGUAAAGUAAAUGUAAGUAAAUGCUCUCACCCCUCCGCAUUCGCUCCGUCUGUGGAUGGUAAGUCUGUUGGGCAGAAUAGCUUGAAUUCUGACUUUGUGGCAAAGAAAAGUGGCUAUGGUAAAGGGACGGGUUCUGGAUGGUCGUCUGGAUGUUUUUACUGUAAGAAACCCGACCAUAUUAAGGCAAAUUGCCCUAAAUUGAUGAGGAAGGGACAAGUGUCAGAGCCUAAACCUGUAGCUAAUUACACCUUUGUAUCAACAGACAAUGUCCAGGAUCUGUCGCAGCGUACCUCGAGCGAUCAUGAUUCAUUUCAGCCUUUCAUCUUCUCUGGUUCCGUGGCCUUAGAUGAAGCUAGUCCUUCUGUUCCCGUGUCUGUAUUUCGUGACACUGGUGCUUCACAUAGUGUCGUUUUGAAGGAGGCAGUUCCUUUUCUGGAGGAUGCAUACACUGGGAAGUAUGUGGUAGUGGAAGGUUUUGGAGGGUGCGUUACAGUGCCCCUUUGUAAGCUUUAUCUGAGGACGGAUUUGAUGUUGCAAGAAAUUAAUCCAGGACUUUUUCCAGCAUGUGCUGUAACGAGAAGUCAGGCGAAGAAGUUGCCAAGGCUAUCUGAUAGAAGUGUUGGUCAGAAUGAGCUUGGUCUUGAAUGUCUAUUUGGUGAUGAAGCUGCUGUUGAGAAAUCUGAUGAAUCUCUAAGGUCACUACGUAAUACAGCCGUGUCAAAAUCAGAGGUUCAGUCAUUGCCAUCAGGGUAUUAUCUAAAUUCAGGGAUAUUGAUGAGGAAAUAUAGACCACCUGAAGUACCGGCAACCGAUUCGUGGCACGAAGUUUUUCAAGUGGUGGUACCAACUUGUUAUCGACCUAAAGUUAUUAGUUUGGCUCACGAUUUGGGUGGAGGGCACUUGGGUAUCAAGAAGACACUCGAUAAAGUCCUCAGAUAUUUUUAUUGGCCAGGUGUUACGUCAGAUGUAACGAGAUAUUGUCGAACUUGUGAUAUUUGUCAAAGGGUUGGUAAACCUAACCAAGUUAUCCCACCUGCACCUCUUAAGCCUAUCCCUGCAUUUGAGGAACCAUUCUCAAGGGUAAUCAUUGAUUGCGUUGGACCUCUUCCCAGAACAAAGAGCGGAAAUAGGUUUUUACUUACCCUCAUGUGUGCCAGUACUAGGUACCCCGAGGCAAUUCCUUUGAAACGAGCUACAUCUCGUACUAUCGUCCCAGUCAAAUUUUUUACACAGUAUGGUAUGCCACGUGUAUUGCAGUCCGAUCAGGGAAGCAAUUUUUGGUCAGUAAUGUUUCAGGAAGUAAUGAAAUUGUUACACGUUAAGCAGUAUAGUGCCACAGCUUAUCGGCCACAGACGCAAGGUGCCCUUGAAAGGUACCAUCAAACACUUAAGAGUAUGCUCACGAAAUAUUGUCAUGAAACGGGCAGUGAAUGGGAUCUAGGAGUGCCUUUAAUGUUGUAUGCCAUAAGAUGUACUAAGCAGGAGAGUCUCGGGUUUUCACCAUAUGAAUUGUUAUUUGGGAGAGACAUCCGCGGACCCAUGAAAUUAUUGUAUGAAAGCUGGAUAGGUAUUGAAAAUUCAGGGUCUCUAAGUGAUUAUGUGGUAAAAAUGAAGACCAGAUUGCAACAUCUUCAAGAAUUUGCUCAUAAGAAUUUAGAAAGAGCACAGUGCUCAAUGAAAGGAACAUAUGAUAGAAAUGCAAUUGAACGAGAAUUUGGUAUUGGGGAAAAAGUGCUAUUGUUUUUACCUGUUAGAAAACAACCAUUAACUGCAAAAUAUCAGGGACCUUUCAAAGUACUGGAGAAAAUUAAUGACAUUAAUUAUGUAAUUGCUACUCCGGGUCGCAGGAAAAAGAAAAAGGUGGUUCACAUCAAUCUCCUUAAGAAAUAUCACCCACGUAGACCGGAAGCUGCCAGUGCCUUGUGUGCGAUCUUUGUUCCUGAAGAGCGGGGAGAUACUGCCGCUUCACCUGAGAUGGAGAGUGACUUUGAUGUGGGCGAUGUUGGGUUCAAAUUGCAAAAUAGUGACAUUCUGAAAAAUCCAAACUCUAAAAUUUCUCAUUUAUCCCAUGAACAGCAGCAAGAUAUCUUGUGUGUGCUUCAGCAGUUUAGUGAUGUUCUUGGAGAUAUACCGAGACAGACGCACCUGGUGACCCAUGACGUAAAGCUUGUUGACGGGGCUAUUCCUGUCAAGCAAGCACCUUAUAGAAUGUCUCCUUACAAAGCAAAAAUUAUGGAAGAGGAGGUAAGCUUUUUACUCAAAAAUGGUCUUGCCGAACUUAGUGAGAGUGAAUGGGCAUCACCCUGCGCACUUGUGCCAAAAUCUAAGGGUUGGAGAAUGGUGACAGACUAUAGGAGGAUUAAUGAACUCACUAAAGGGGACUGCUAUCCUUUGCCUAGAAUAUUGGAUAUAAUAGAUGCCAUUGGGGAGUCCAAGUUCAUCACUGUAAUUGAUCUCCUGAAGGGCUAUUAUCAGGUGCCCUUAUCACCUGAGGCGAAGCAGAUAACAGCGUUUGUGACCCCUAAUGGGCUUUAUAACUAUUGUGUGCUUCCAUUUGUUUUGAAGAAUGCGCCUAGCUCAUUUCAGCGGCUGACGGGUUCGAUAAUACGGGAUCUCAAAGGGGUAAAGGUAUACAUAGAUGACCUUGUAGUUUACAGCCGUAACUGGGAGGACCAUGUGGCAACACUGCGAUCCCUCUUUGAACGCCUUCAAGAUGCCGGGCUCACUGUUAAUCUGGUCAAGAGUGAGUUUGCACAAGCGAAGGUGAGGUAUCUCGGUCACGAGGUUGGAGGAGGAGAGGUUGCUCCAGUUAAAGCCAAGGUUGAAGCUAUCGAUGAGUUACCUGUACCUAAGAAUAAAAGAGCAGUUCAAAGAUUCAUUGGUAUGGCUGGGUACUACCGUAGGUUUUGUCCAAACUUUGCUGACGUAGCCAAACCAUUAACAGAUCUUUUGAGUCCUAAGAAAGAAUUCAAAUGGACGGUUAAAUGUCAGGAGUCUUUCAGUAAAUUAAAGAACUUUCUAAUGUGUGAACCUGUCCUAAAGUCUCCAGAUUUUGAUAAACCUUUUACCCUCCAGGUAGAUGCCAGUGACGUGGCUGCAGGAUCAGUUUUGUUGCAGGAAGGAAAAGACGGGGUUCUGCACCCGGUCUGUUACUCGUCUGCGAAGUUCAAGCCGCACCAAACUCACUAUAGCACGAUAGAAAAAGAAGCUGCCGCUCUUCUCAUGGCUCUUGAAAAGUUCGAUGUGUACUUGAGCUGCACGCCAUACGAGAUUGAAGUCUUUAGUGAUCAUAACCCGCUUCAGUUCGUUAUGAGAAUGAAAAACAAAAACCAACGCUUGACAAGGUUCGAUUUCCCGUUUUCUAGUGAUCAGCUGUUUUUGACAGUUCUGGGUAUGGGCAGUGACUGCGGGGCGGUGACGAGUUCUGGGUUCAUCUUGUGUAUAAGCAGGGAUUCUGAGAUAGUGAAGGCAAGGCGGGAGGAGUGUGAGGAUAGAAUACUGAAAUCUGAGUUACGGAAAAGAUACUCCACCAGAGAACCUAACUCUCUGUGCUUUUAUUCUUUUGUAACGGCUGGAACAUCAACUUUCAAGAGUCAUUGUGUACCGGCUGCGGUGUGUUUCUUGUUCCCGGGAAGGACACAAAGGAGGAAAUGUGUCUAUAUCUCAGAUUUUUGCGUGUGUGGGAACCUCUACAAUUUCGGGAAUCUUCUAACGUUAAGAGUUAAUGCAAUAUUGAAACGGGAAUUGCUUUUCUCAGUGUGGAGUGAAAGUUGUAAAGCAAAGUGGAGACGUUUCGCUUCCCUUAUGCCGAAUUCAAAUCUGUCUGUCUUGUGCUUAAUACCUCAGUGCCUUCAAGUGCAGCAGUUAACCGUACUAUUCAAGUUUGGAAAAGUGUCCUAUGAACCUCAGCGAGUCUUACCUGAGCCUAAGGUUUCUACUUGGUCUAAUAUGAAUAUUCACGUUAAACGCAAUGAUUUACCCACUUUUAAUGUAGAUUCUUAUGCAUUUUGCAUGAACCCUUUAUUCACCUCACGUAACAGCACAACACACAGGAGCUCCUUGAACUCGCGCUGCAGUGAGUUAUUCGAUCUCCGAUGCUAUCCAGACCGUUCAUAUUCGUCUCCUCGGCCAACUCCCGGUGCCACUAAAUCGCACCUUAUCUUGCUCUUCGUGUUUGCAGCAUCUCAGCGAGGAUUACCGUCUUACACUUUAUAG
This is a messenger RNA of Penaeus vannamei (Pacific white shrimp), 5187 nucleotides long. The record is from RefSeq and is a predicted model, not a curated record. Lineage: Eukaryota; Metazoa; Arthropoda; Malacostraca; Decapoda; Penaeidae.